Molecule: messenger RNA, 732 nt
Organism: Drosophila nasuta
Lineage: Eukaryota; Metazoa; Arthropoda; Insecta; Diptera; Drosophilidae
Product: serine protease 1-like
Exons: 1
Coding region: 1-732 (243 amino acids)
Biological process (GO): proteolysis
Molecular function (GO): serine-type endopeptidase activity
Source: RefSeq, a predicted model, not a curated record
AUGCAAGUUCUACUCGUCUUUCUAUCUGUGACAUUUGCCCUGUCACAUGGGGUUAAGCUUCCGCUCGGUGGAUCCCAAAAUCUUAAUAUCCAGCAACGCAUCUACGGGGGAGAUGUUGCCCAUAAAGGACAAUUCCCAUACAUUGUUUCGUUGGCCAUCAGUAAGCUGCAUGGAAUGUUUGGAUGUGGAGGCUCCAUCAUUGAUAACAACUGGAUUUUGACUGCCGCUCAUUGCACACACAACGCCGUUUCGGUUCAAAUCUUCUAUGGUACAACGGAAAAAUGGAAGAGUCAAAUUAGUCAUAAUGUCAGUUCCGAUAACAUUAUUGAGCACGAACUUUACAAUGAUUUCACGCUCUUGAAUGAUAUUGCCCUCAUUCGCACACCUCGUGUGGAGUACUCGGAGUUGAUUAAUAAAGUGUCACUUGCCGAUCGUGAUAAUGACUACGAAGGAGCGUGGGCUGUAGCCAGUGGAUGGGGUGAAAUUGAGAAUAAUUCAAAGCUACAGUUUGUCGGCUUGCAGAUUGACCGAAAGAGUUCGAACACCAUUAUCAGAAGCACAAUUUCGGAUGGCAAAUCCUGCGGCAGUGGUGACUCUGGCGGCCCAUUGGUCACUCAUGAUGAUCCCAAACUUAUUGGUGUUACCUCAAAAGGACAACCAGGUGUUUCCACUUACUUUACUCGAGUUAGCGCUUAUCUGGACUGGAUUCGUAGUCACACUGGCCUAGAAUAG